CCUUUGAAAAGAUUCUCUCUUUUGUGUAGGACCCUUCGCUUCUGCGGCUGUCGCUGCUGGAUUUCCUCCCUGAUGCAGAAGCUGAUGUCUUCCCCGAGUUGAUAGAGCUGGUACACCAAGCUUACCUCUCCAGGGAGCUGGGAGAGGAAGAGCUGAAGAUGCUGGCGGCAACCUACUGCGGUCUGGCUGCCCAUGUGAGUAUUAGGGAACACAUGACAUCACACAGGGUGGAGGAGGAAUGCUUUGGAAGAGGAAGGGUGGUGUUUAGACUGGCAUGCAGCAGAGAUGUUCUGGCUUCAGGAAGGUGUUCCACUGGAGCACCUUCUCUUGGAAGCCUGCCUGGAAAACACAGGGGGAGAGUCCCCCCUGCCCCCAGUCUGCCCCCGGAGGAGGAUAGGGGGCUGAGCAGCCUCAAAACACCUUGGUGGACAGGAGAAAGGAAAGUGAUCUGAUGAGAAACACAACCUCUGAUCUUUUCUGCCUACAGGAGGAAGCCUCCGUCCGGGCAUCAGCCAUCCAACAUCUGGGGCUGCUUCGGGGCUGGGCGAGAGACCAAAGGCUUCCCAUAACAACAACAACAGAAGAAGAAGAAGCCAUUAAUGAACUGGUCGUCGUCCUCCUUCACCUCGAAGACGAGGACGAGGUGGCCAAGGCCGCAAGGAGGGCUCUUUCCCAUCUAGCCCCACAAGUGAAGUGGUGGGCACAUCCCAACAAAUUUAGCCUCCACUUUGCUCUCCACCAGGCUGCCAAGCAUCUGAGCAAGACUUUCAGCAAGAACAUCCUUCGGAGUGCUGCCUUGACAUGUAUGAAGCCGUCUGCCAACAGGCUGCCAGCAGUCUCCAGGGUGGCAGCUCUGCUUCUGGGUCAUCUGGCUUUCCGGGAUGCCAGUUUCAUACACAGUCAAGACAUGGCAUCCUACGGCACAUGGCUGGAAGAGAUGCAGCAGCACGAGGAAGAAGGGCUCAGGCGGACAGGGAGGAGCUGCCUGAACAUCAUGCAGCGGGCCUGUAAACAUCGGCAGAAAGGCAGGGUCCAGCGCCUUGUGAGGAGGCUGCUCCAUUGUGUUCACAGGGAACCUUACCCACGGGACUUCCUGAGCUGCAUGCCAGAACAUCCGCAGUCGCGCCAGGCCAAGGGAACAUGAACAUCAGAGUUGUGCUGCAGAGAUACCAUCUUCUGCUCUCCACGGUAUCCAGUCUGGACCAGCGCCAGGAACAUCAACGCCACCAGGAUUGACCAAGAGGAGUGGUGCUGCCCUCACGACCCCCCCCCCCAAUACAUAGCGGUAGGAAAUCUUUUUGUUGUUGUUGUGUUUCUUGUUGAUGUCGUUUUUGAUUGUUGAGGGUUUAUUUCACUGAUUGAUUUUGAAUCUCAGUAUGGUUCACAACACCAAGUUCCAGCAUACAAAGCACAAAAUCCAUAAUAAGAAUAAUAGGUGUGCAAAAAUCAUAAUAAAAAUAUCAGAACAUAACAUAAAUUAAAAUAAUAAAGACGUAAUAAAAAUAGCCACAAGACUAAUACAAAAGCCCCAAAACAACACCCCAGCCCACAAAUCCAAAAUCUAAAUCAACAUAUCACAUUUAACAACCAUUUAAAACAACCCCACCCUGCAAAUCAAACAGCACCCACCCAAUUUAAAGCCCCAUCCUUGUUAAAACAGUAAUGUAAUCACAAGGGGGCUGGCCCACAAUCUGGUCUCGCCCCCUAAGU
Messenger RNA from Zootoca vivipara (common lizard), 1710 nucleotides. NCBI's taxonomy places the organism in Eukaryota, Metazoa, Chordata, Lepidosauria, Squamata, Lacertidae. The record is from RefSeq and is a predicted model, not a curated record.